AAACUUUCGAUUUAUUUCGCAAACGAUGAAUCCCUCAACAAACACUCAAGUCUCCUGCAACGGACCCUGCCGCAAGCGGUUCCCUCCCGCUGCCGUAAACAUGGACCAGGCAACGGCCAACGUUCUGCUUUCAACCUGCCGAACUCCCGGGCUGCAGUGGCUCUGUCCCGAGUGUCACCACUCGGUCAACCUGCAACUAUCAACCGCCAAUCGCGACGGAACCGAUCUUCCGCCGGAACUUUGGAUUGAAAUCUUCCGCAACUUGAACAAACGAGCAAUGCUACGGGUACGGUCGACCUGUCGCCGCUGGCGGGACAUCGUCGAUCAGAACCAGUCGUUGCGGAAGGAGUUCGGCAUAAGGUUUUUGUUCAAGACGACCUUGGACGAGCAAUUUUCGCCGGAGAACCUGUUUCCGGCAUCGUGUGCAACGCUGUUCAGGGCAACAAUAGUCACCGUCGAUGCCUGGUGGCCUCCGUUUGGCGCCGGAUUGACCGAACUGUUCUUGGGCAACUGUGAGGUUGCACUUCCGGUUCUGCUGGGGAUGCUGAAGGAGACACCGAAUCUUACGAAAUUAACUCUGGGGAGCAUCAACUACACUACCGCUGAAGAGGUCGAAGUGGACUUUCGGCUGGAGAAGUUGGACGAUCUUGCCUCUGAUUGGGUGUUUGAAGUAUUUCGGAACAUGGCGCCACGACUGCGGAGAUUGAAGCUCUCAUCCGAGCUGAAAGGAGAGCAAGAAGCAAAAGCGUGCCGUCUGUUGGAGGCGGUUCAAGGAACGUUGAAGGAGUUAGAAGGCAACUUGACACCGUUUAUGCUGAAAAAGAUUGCCGGUAUGGAUCGACUUGAGUUGAAAAGUGUAGUUCAUCGUGGGGAGGCCGAUUUGGCAGUGCAGCUGAGCCGAAUGAAGCUUUCGAUUGAAGAACUCGACAUUAUUGCGGAUAACGAGGAUCUGUGCAAAAUCGGACGAAACCUCGCCAAACUGAGGAAAGCUCGGUUUGCCCUGGAAGAUUCUGGAACAGUGGUGCCCUCGUUCUUGGAUGAAAUGCCCCUGCUUAAGGUGCUUCACCUAGAAGGGAUUGGCGCAUAUUUAAAUUUAAACCUUCUGAAAAGUGCACAUUUAAUUAGCUUGCAUCUAAAUCAAUUUAACUUCACUGGUGAUUGCUUGCAACGCUAUUUGACAAACUGUCCCAAUCUCCAGGUGCUAGCCAUCAGCAACUGUGCGCUGGACAGUUGGUCCGAUAUUUUUACUGCACGAUUUAAUUCGCUGCGCUGUUUGAGACUGUGUAGUAAUUGGGUGGAGAAAGACAUUAUGAGCGUUCCGGAGAAAUUGAUUCAUUUAACGGAACUUUUUAUAUCAGACCUUAAAAUGACCAAAGCUGAGCUGCUCGUCAAGUUGCUGCGCAAGUGUCCUCAGCUAGCGAAGCUUACGAUCGGCUCGAUGGAAACAAUCAACGACGAAUUUGUCGGCAAGUUGAGCCGAUUCCCACACCUGAGGGAGCUGCAUAUUUACGGCUGUCCUUUGACGGACAAGUCCGUGAAAUUGGUCGUCGACUCCGGAUCCCAUCUGCGGGUUCAACUCGAUUGUAACAACAUUUCCGACGCGGCCAUUGAUUUGCUGAGUUAUGUGAUGCGAUCUCGAGAAUAGAAUAAUUUUUUUGCAAUCUGUCAUAACAUGGUGUUAAUUCAAAUCCAAAUAAAUAAAUAAACUCCGCGACUAUU
Culex quinquefasciatus (southern house mosquito) is the source of this 1719-nucleotide messenger RNA. RefSeq lists its product as uncharacterized. NCBI's taxonomy places the organism in Eukaryota, Metazoa, Arthropoda, Insecta, Diptera, Culicidae. Bases 26 to 1645 code for a protein of 539 amino acids. The transcript is spliced from 3 exons. Gene Ontology annotation, molecular function: protein binding. The record is from RefSeq and is a predicted model, not a curated record. Gene Ontology annotation, biological process: SCF-dependent proteasomal ubiquitin-dependent protein catabolic process. Gene Ontology annotation, cellular component: SCF ubiquitin ligase complex.